AGAAGCUGGGAAGUAGGAAGACUGCACCUAUCUGAACCUGAGGCAUCAAGUUGUGCCCAAAUGGGUGAGAAGGAAGUAGAGCUACCCUGCUCUUCUCCAAGGCAGAGGACAGGAGGAAGCAUUUUUUGCUGCAGGUCUGAGAAAGGGCAGGCUGGCAUGGAGAAAGAGAAGUUCCAGCAGAAGGCUCUGAAGCAAACUAAGCAGAAGAAAUCCAAGUCGGCUGAAUUUCUGAUGGUAAAAGAAGAGAGAGCAGCAACAGAAGGCCUUGAAAAUCCAGCUUUUAACAUCAGCAGCACAGAUCUUUCAGCAUAUCAGCCUUCAGAAGAGAAAGUUAUUAGACAUGACAAGCCAGAUAGCACCCUUGCAGCUCACCAACAAAAACUCGGGCUGCAAGCCCAUGCUGAACCAAGAGAUCCUGUGAAAUUUGAUGAGCAAAUCCUUUACUCUAAACUGAUGAAGCUUCUAGAUGAAGAAAACAAGAUGCUGGACUUCCAAGCCCGUGUCGUCAGUGAAGAUUUUCCGGACGCUGUAACGCCUGUCAGCUCCAGUAAGGCAUGUGACCUUCACAGGGAGCUCGAAGAUGAAGAGAUUCCUUCAUAUAUCGAACAGUUUGAGACAGAUGUUCAGAAUGACAUAAUUCUGCUUGGCAGCUUUUCACUGGAACAGCACAAGGGAGCUUCUCACCACAAGAAACAAAAGUGGAGAGCCAGGAUUCAUGAACUCUUUCAAAGAGUAGGAAGUCAGCUACUGAAAACAGAGCAGAGUGGAAUUGAAGAAGAAAUGGUAGCCAGCUUUGGUAACCUUACAGAUGUGAAUACUGGAUUAAAUGGAGCAGCAGGACCUCGUGGGAAGGCUGACUGCUCCAAGAUGCCACAGCCACUAGAAAUUCACCUCAGAUGCCUGAGGGGAGUCAAAGAUAAGGUCCCUAAAGGCCUCUACACUCUCAAAGUUUCUGUCCUCAGCCGCUUAGGUGGUGCCUUGGUGGAGUGGCCUGAACUGGAGGAGCAGCCUCAGGCCAGGACGACACGGCCUGUUAGUCAUGGUGGAAACUUCUACAACACUGAAAUCUACUUUGGACAAAGUAUCCAGACAGUUCUACCAGAUAGAAAAGCUGUGAAACCAGGCAUGGUACUCCUCUUUGAACUCUUCCUUCUUCGUGGCACCUAUACCUGGAUUGAUCGAGAAGUGGGAUGGGGAGCUUUUCCCUUAUGUGACAGCAAUCUUAAUGCUUUGGAGGGAAAAUUUAAAUGUCCCUUCCUCAGAGGACAUUAUGACUCCAGAAUUGACCGGUUCAAAAAAAUUGAAAAUUUUAUUUCUCAGGACUUGGAUCAUUGGUUAUGCAAUCUCUACUUUCAGAUAAUUAAACUACCGCAGGAUUCAGAUAAGCAAAAUAAGCAUGGUAUGCAUGUUCAUCUGCCACCUGAACUUCUUAUGUAUUCAAGCACUGCUGAAAAGAAUGGUGUCUCAGAAAAUGUUGUACAGUCUGGACCACAAGGGCAACCUCUGACCUCCCCAAAAGAUCCUGACACCCAUAAGGGAAGUAUUCCCACUGUUGUAAAGGAAGUGGAAAAGCAGUUUAAUGCUGCGAAAGGAGGAGAAGCGUGCGUGUCAGAAGAAGCUGUGAGGAAAAGAGAAGAGCAUAAAAUGCUUCCAGCAGAGGGUUACCAAGAUUGCUGUGGCAAUGCAGACAAGCACUGUGGCUCGUUUUGGCUGAAGGAGGUCCAAGAAGGUCAUCACAAGGUCAGCAGGAAUAACCCACCUGACCAAUGCUGCGAAUUAAAAUCAGGUCCAGAGAACAGUGCAAGCCAAGAAGAAGGGAAAACAUCUGCAGAGAGCAAUUUUUAUUUGGAAGAGUUGGAGAAAUAUACCUUUUCUGUGUGCUGCCGCUCUGCUGCUGCUGCUGAUGUGAAGCUGUCCAGGCAGGCUGUGGAGCGUUUCCAUUUCGUGGUGUACACGGCCUUUUCAGAGCUGGGAGCCACACGCUGGCGCUCCAGGGACUUCUGGCUGCUUGCACUGCUGGUGGUUGUGCUUUGGUUCCUGAGACUUUACCUGCAUUAUCUGAGCCAGUGGCUCUUCCUUUGGACCAUCUCAGUUCCUGUUGCAAAAUUCCAGCUCUUCCCUCACACUGUGGAACUGUGCUACCAGAACUCCUUGCUGCACACCAGUGAAGAGUUGGCCAUGGUUGUGGUGGGACCCCUAACCUUGAACGCAGGGCUGCUUCUCAUGGUCCUGAUCAGAUGGGGCUGUCAGCAGCUGUUUGACUCAUUCCCUCCCUUCUUGUCAAAGUUUAUCAUAGCUAUGGGACUAUGGACAGUGCUGGACCCCUUGGCAGUGUUUGUAGUGGAUUCAUUCCUGGGGCGGUUUGGGGACAGCGUAGAGAAACCCAUUGCUGAUGCUGCAAAACUCUCCUGGGUGUUUCUAAGAGCUGGGGAGUCAGGAGUUCCUGGUGCCUUAAUCACAGUGAUGCUUUAUAUCAUCCUGUUCAUGAUCUCAUCCACAGUGUUGUACCUGUAUUUUUUAAGGCUACAUAGCGAAGGUUGGCUGUUGGAUGUAUUUCGACGCAUCCAUGGUGAGGAAGGCACAUUCUUUGUUCCACUGGACUUGGAGAUUUCCAUCCAGGAACUGAGCUACAUUAUGAAGAGGGCUGAGCAGUGGAGAGGAAUCAAUGGUGAAAGACGGAUGGUGGCAGUGUCUGAUUACAUCUGGAAGGACCACGCCAGCCAGCCUGGUGGCUCCAGCUGUGACCCCCAGCGCCAGCAUGAAAUCCCCCGCGCCGCAGCCAGCCGGGAAGGCAGCACCACUGUUCACAUCUGUGUCUACACGGUUCACCUCAGCGGCUUCCAGGAGCUCCACAGGCGCUUCCUCAGGCUGCCUGAUGGGGCUAUCAUCGAGGCAUUUGGUGAUGUUGGUGAGGAAAGUCUUUUGUGUAAAGUGAGCACAGACCAGGAGCAUAAAAGGGAAAAGGACAGUGUGCUGUGCGUAUCUACAUGUAUCAAGCUGAGGGAGAGGAAAAAGAGUACAGCAAGGUGGAAAGGAAAUCGCAUUGUCCCUGACAAGAGCUAGUUCCUGCAGUAACACGUGGCCUGUGGAGUUGUUUACAUCGUGAUCCACAUCCAUGGUAUGGCUACUGUCUGAUAGGAUUUAUAUUUCUGAUGGCUGCAUCUCUGCCCAUGCAGCGUUGUCCUGCGAAUGCUCCCUUCAUAGCUCCUCUGUGGCUUCAACAAGCUGUGCAGUGUGGUGAAUUCACAGGAUCAGAUCACAGACUGGAUCAUGGAAACAUAAUUAUUUCAUGUGACUUUUUCUCCCUUCACAGUUGUGGGACAUUGCUAGAUUUCUCAGGUUUGCUUGUUUCUGCUUUUUCAUCUUUGCUUGUGCAUGUUAACUGUAGUGGGGAAAAUGUUGCUGAUUUGUCUUUCAGAUUUCAUGACUAAAACAUUGACAAUUUUCAGUAAUUAUUCCAAGCACAAUGCUAUUGUAAUUGCAAGACUGUGAGAACACCCAGAAGAGGAGCAAUGAUGACUUCAUCCACCAGUUCGCCAAAUCCCAACAUGCUGCAAAAUUUACAAGAUCUGAGAAACCAUUUUUUCUGAAGCAUUUGUGGUGGCCAUGUCCUGCUUUCCUGUGAGCUACAGCAGCUUAAAGCAUCCUGGAGGUUAUGUUCAUGCUUUCUUAGAAGUAUUGGAGUUAGAACCAGCCAGUUCUCUUUAGUUAGAACUAGUCAGUGCAUAUUCUCUUUGGCUCCAUACAAAUGUAUCAGAAAUUGUCCAUGCCUCAAAGGCAAGAACUAUGAGAGACAACAGAAGAAGGUGGGAAGGGGAACACAGGCAAGAAAUGUGAAAUAAUUUGUGCAAGGACACCUAAGUCAGAGGCAAAUGGAGAAAUACAGGGCAAGCUUCCAGCAUCCUGAUUCAGUCUUCCUUUUUUGUCCUGAAAAUGAAGCUAGAAACCGGAAGAAACUUACCUUACUGCUAUUUUGAAUAGUUUGUGUAGAAUUCUGUAGUCAAGGUAGUAAUCAGUGAAUUUUUUUAGCAUGUUAUGAUUUUCUGGUGUCUCCUUGUUCACACUGCUAUGGUAAAAGUUUUUCAGAUGCAUUUAUCUUUGUAAGAUCUUACUCAGUAUUUUGAGCAUCAUUGAUUAAUAGCACUACUUAAAUCUAUAGUUCUCAUCCACCUGCAUAAACAUUAAAUUACAUUAGGUAGCAACCUAAAGGUUUAAAGGUCACUUCUGAGCACAGUUUUAGUUUGGGAAUACAAGGUUUGGUUUCCACCUUGUUACUUGUUUUCUUUUUUUUUCUUUUUUUCCAGUUUAUUUGUGUGGGUGUGCAUAUGUCUGUGGGUAUUUUAUGACUUAUGCCCAGGCAGAAAGGGUGUUAAAAACUUCUGAAUAUCUACAAGAAUUGAUGUGAUUUUUGUGGCUUUUUUUGCAUAAGAUAUUACUUGGAUUACUUCUCUCUGUCAUAACUGGAAUAAAAUUGCCUUUUAAUGUUUGCUUUGCCUGUUGACACUUUAAACUUUUCUGCAUAACUUUGGUAAAGAAACUAGCUGAAGAGAAACCACCCAGUAACCUAUUGCAGUUUCUGGGUGACAGUACCAAGAUGCUUUGGGCAGUAUCUUACUAUGUGUAUCUUCCUGGCCUCGGUUUUGCCUUUCAGCAUGACUGACUAUAAUGGUAAAAUCCCUUUGGCCAAUAUUAUACCCUGAGUUCUCACCACUGAGUUAAGAUAUCCCAGUCUGGUUCUGUGAGAUUUUUACUUUGGUGUUCGUAAUACAGUGUUGGAAUUUAGUCAGAUGGUGGACUGACUUUAUGUGUAGAACCACCAUAGCUUAAGUUCUGAUAGGACUGUGUUGAUUUUUCUGACAAAUAUGGCUCUAGUACUGAAACUUUGUUCGGCAUGAAGGACUUGACUGACCACUUUGAUUCCUCCAGUUAUAUUGGAUUAUC
Molecule: messenger RNA, 4941 nt
Organism: Melospiza melodia melodia
Lineage: Eukaryota; Metazoa; Chordata; Aves; Passeriformes; Passerellidae
Exons: 22
Coding region: 61-3063 (1000 amino acids)
Source: RefSeq, a predicted model, not a curated record